AUGCACCUCGCCCUCUGGAUCACCAUCCCCGCAGUCCUCUACAAAGCGCGCUGCCUCACCAACCGCCACUACGCCCGCUGGUUCCGCCACCGCGUCCACCGCGACGUAUACUGCUCGCUCGCCGUCCUGGUCUACGGGCUCCUCCUCCUGUACUACCUCCUCCACCUAGGCGGGGCCAUCCUAGCGCUGAGCCAGAGCCCCGCCCCGGAAGCCCCCCACUCCCACACCACGCUCACGCUCACGCUGCCCGACGACACAGGUACUAUCCCGCCCCCCCCAACACCACUCAGGAUCUUCGCGAUGGCGGUGGACGACUUCGACCGCCACGGGAGCGGGGCCCUCCAGCGCCACGGGGAUCUCCGACUACUACUCCAGAGCUAG
Aspergillus japonicus CBS 114.51 is the source of this 381-nucleotide messenger RNA. RefSeq lists its product as uncharacterized. NCBI's taxonomy places the organism in Eukaryota, Fungi, Ascomycota, Eurotiomycetes, Eurotiales, Aspergillaceae. Bases 1 to 381 code for a protein of 126 amino acids. The record is from RefSeq and is a predicted model, not a curated record. The transcript has a single exon.